CAUCUGCAACACCACCGCCACCACCCCACCCACCGCCAUGAUCGCCCCGCCCCUGCCCCUCCCCUCCCCGUCCGGCACCUCCGUCAAGAGCUCAAGACACGUACCCCUCCUCAGCCUCGCGCCCCCUGCCCUCGCUCUCGGCGACGAGCUCGCCGUCGGCUCACCGGGCGAGGACAACAAUGUCGGUGAACUAUGGAACGUCAUAACGCGUGCAGCCGAUCUCGUGAAAGACGGUGAGCGUCUAGAGAACCUUGCCUGGAGGCAUUGGGGUCAGCCACGCCGCACGCCUUCCUUCUCCCAUCAUGACCGUCGACUAUCCUCGUCGUCUCAGGGCAGUGCCUCGAGUGCAUCGAUACAGACCCCGCAAGAAAUAUCCUACUUUUCGCGACUUGGGCCUGGCCAUCCCCACCCGCGACACCAGCCACCGUGCCAACAGCGAAUGACAUUUGGCGCUGCGCUGCUACUACUUGUUGAAAAGGAUGAUGGAAACUUCAAAGACUGGGUAGAAGACGCCAAGCGAGGUAUACCCUGCAGUCCACCCCUUCCCACAUUCUCAGUACCGGAAACGCCCCAGCGGUCAUCUCCCGAGAACGGCGUUCAAAUCCACCUCGUUGAACCCACUCCCGUUCCCAGCCGCGCAGGCAGUCUUGGUGGCAACUCUAUCAUCCCGUCCAUGUCUGGCCGCGACGUCCCGCCUGCUCUCAAGGAGGACGUCGAAGAGGAAGAAGAAGCUGCCAAAACCUCAGCCCAUGAGAACGUUCACAGGGUCCGGAUAGCGCCCAUCGACACGGAACGUGCCAGAGGUGUUUCUCCGCGGAAGAAGGGCAAAUUCUUCUUCCAGUCGAGCCCUAGCAAGGGGAGUGGCUCAGACUCGCCCGCGACAUCGCCGCAUAACAGUAGCAAGCACCAAUCUCCGCCACCCUCGACCAUGGCGCCCCCUGCCUCUUUUACCAGAGGACACCCGAGACGCAAGAGCUCAGGAGACUCAUCUGCCAUCAUGGCUGCGGCCAAAAAGUCUCCAGCCACCAAGCGUCACGUGUCUCUUACCACCAUGAGAGGCAAGUUCCAAGCUGAGAAGCGCAAAGCGGCUGAGGCGAUUGCCCAGAAACACGAUGAGAAGGCGGGCAACGAAGAGAGUGGCUGGGAAGAUGAGGAGAGCGAUUGGGAGGACGAAGGUGAAGAAGCUGAAAAGCAGGCAGAGGAAGCUGGAGGCGAGGAAGAGCAGGCCGAGGAGGACGACGAUGGCGAUUGGAGUGAUGAAGAGGAAGGGGACGAAAAUAAGAAGGUGGCACAGGACGAUGCGCCAGAGGAACCUGAGGGGGAAGAUGAUGAGGAUUGGAGCGACGAGGAUGGCGACGGCGCCAAGUCUGAAAAAGACACUCCAGAACCUCAGCCUGCUCCUCAACUCAAAUCCCCAGUCCGGAAAGUCCUAUCACCCAUCAAAAAGUCUCCAUCGCCCCAGCGGCCCUCCGAAACCCAAUCCAAGACUAGAGAUCCCAACCGUCGUCGUUCAAACUCGCGUCCUCGGCCCGGGCUCGCGACCAUCACUCAGGCUCAAUCCGAAGCUGGCUCUGAUUCACUCAAACGCCGCACGACGUGGCACGGCGAUAGGUCCAACACUGCUCCCAAUCUGGUCAUGUCUCGCCAACCUCCCCCUGCUCCAGCCCCUGCGCCGGUGCCGAAAUUGAGCAAGAAGGAAAGACAGGCGGCAGCGGCGGAAAGGGCCAAGGUUGAAGCGAGACUGGAUGCGCAGAGAAAGAGGGAGAUGUUUGCAAAGCAAAAUGUGCUAGGUGGUACGGGAACGAGGCCACCAAGUGGGCUUUUAGCUUCUGCUCUGCAAAGAGGUGCUAGUAUGGUAAACCUGCCGACCGUCUCGGAAGACCGCGCUCCGAUCAAGUCCUCUCCGACUCACGCACAAUUGACCUCAUUAGCCCAUUCACCCCAUCCUGGUCCAUCAUUACUACGAAGCAAGUCUACUGCGGCUAUGCCUGUACAAUCUGGUGUCAGUGUCACUGUCACUGGAGGACACAUCUCGCAAGCUGCUGGCAAGAAUGCGGCUACGGGGAGCAGUCCCGAGAGCCACAAGUCAAAGAAGACGAAGCCUGUAGUGGAGCUCGAGUCUGACUCGGAGGACGGCGAUGACGACUAUCUCAACACUUCUCACAUUCACCAAAAGCUUGCCGAGCUGGAUAGCAAACAAGAAGCAAAGUCCAAGGCCAAGGCUGAGGCGGGUAGCUCGGCGACUACUGCCUCCGUCCACGAUGCUGCGCCAGCCCAGCCGGCAUCGGCGGCAGCCUCUCGAGCCCUUCCUGUUUCGGCGAGGGCGAAUGAGUUUGGAGUCGUUCAACCUAUGAUGACGCCAACCACCAGAAGGAGAAACAUCAUCAUGGCCGAAAUGUCCGAGUCUUUGCGACGAAAUGUCGUGCUCGAGCGCGAAAAGUCGUCGACCGGCCUUUCCAGGAUCCUCUCUGGAGGCUCAUCUCGCACUCGUCCGCCACCAUCGAUGGUCCCCUCUCACCGCUCUGCUGUCAACCUCACCCAAUACGCCCAGCCCGAGCCCCUGGUGCAGCAUCACCAGCCUCAAUCGGCUCGCAAUGCUAAUCCUCCCUAUCCAUACGGCCACCAAGAUCAAGACCCUCAUGCUAGCUCUGUCCCCCAUCAACAGCAUUCUGCGAUAGAACAGCGCAAACGGCCGGCACCGAACGUCCUGGCCGGUGGGAAUCUGCUUCGUCCGUUGACGAGAGUGGGACCGAUGGCAGCGCGGGAGGAGGCGGCGAAUAUGGGGAGUAUAGGAAGAACACAGAGUAGCGGGACGCUGGGCAAUGGUGGUCGAGGCGAAAGCGAAACUGCUGUGCCUCAACCCCAGGCGCCGGCGAUGGUUCGCUCAGCGACGACGGACGGUGACGGCGGGCAGAGUCAGAGGGAGAGGAGAGAAUGGAAGAGGAUCAACUUGAUGGAUACCAGCUAUAGGAUUCAUGGUUGGUGAGGAGGGGAUUGGGAGAGGAGACGAGACCUAGCAUUCCCACAUUGUCAUUACUCUGGGCACUUUUUUUUUUCAAUCACGCAUUUGACUGAUACAGUCUAUUAUAGUUGUAACUUUUCCUCUCGUGGGUAUCUCUUUGUGGAAGCGAGGGGAUUCAUUUCUCUGGGGGUGGUCCUGGCAUCCUACUGUUCUAUGGUUGAUCGGGUUUCGUACUAUCGUUUCGAUCGGAUCUCAGGACCUUUUGUUGUUAUUUUAAGCGAUCAUGCAUGGCUCUUCUACAUUUCAAUA
Molecule: messenger RNA, 3271 nt
Organism: Cryptococcus amylolentus CBS 6039
Lineage: Eukaryota; Fungi; Basidiomycota; Tremellomycetes; Tremellales; Cryptococcaceae
Exons: 6
Coding region: 38-2986 (982 amino acids)
Biological process (GO): regulation of nitrogen utilization; negative regulation of transcription by RNA polymerase II; mitochondria-nucleus signaling pathway
Cellular component (GO): cytoplasm
Source: RefSeq, a predicted model, not a curated record